Molecule: messenger RNA, 975 nt
Organism: Naumovozyma dairenensis CBS 421
Lineage: Eukaryota; Fungi; Ascomycota; Saccharomycetes; Saccharomycetales; Saccharomycetaceae
Gene: PCD1
Product: 8-oxo-dGTP diphosphatase
Exons: 1
Coding region: 1-975 (324 amino acids)
Biological process (GO): coenzyme A catabolic process
Molecular function (GO): coenzyme A diphosphatase activity; acetyl-CoA hydrolase activity
Source: RefSeq, a predicted model, not a curated record
AUGGCAUUACUAAACCCCUUUAGAAUUCUAGAAAACCUACGGAAGUUCAAAUACAAUAGACCAUUCCCAAUUUCUUCGAUAUGGCCAGUUAAUAGACGAGCUGCUGUAUUGAUCCUUUUAUUUGUUGGAAACAGUGGAGAACUCAGAGUCUUAUUAACAAAAAGAUCUAGAAGCCUACGAAGCUUUUCAGGUCAUGUAGCUUUACCUGGAGGCAAGGCAGACUCUUCUACAGAAACGUUUGAACAAAUUGCAAGGAGAGAAGCUGAAGAAGAAAUUGGAUUACCUCAAGAUAAAAAUGUUUUAGAAAAUAGGUAUGGAAUGAAAUUGGAGACAAUUUCUACUGAGAUACCAUGUUACAUAUCCCAAACUUUCUUGAGUGUCAAACCUGUGGUAUGUUUUUUAUAUAAUUCUGAAUUUGAUCAAAAGAAUGAAAAAUAUACCAAGACAUUGGAUGCUUCAAAGUUCUUUGGGAAAUUGAAUCCUGGAGAAACAUCAUCGUUAUUCUCAGUUCCCUUAAACGAUAUGGUAAAGCAUCUAUUCACUGAUUCCUCGGAUAUUAAACCAGAAUAUGAAAGACGUGUACAUAUGUCAAAAAAUUGGGGAGGGCUUAAAUGGUUUAUUGAGCAUUAUUAUUAUCCUGUCUUAAAUACCAACGAAGUAUCAUGGUUAAAUACAAUUGAGGACCUUAGUUCAGAGGAUGAACUUGAAGAUGGGCAGCAAUAUAGAGAUUUAUGGGGGUUAACAGCUAAGAUAUUAUCUGAUGUAGCAAGAAUUGGGAAUAAUAUUGAUAGUGCAAAAAGGAGGGGGCAUGAGGGUUUGAUAUAUGGACUGUAUGAAUUUAGUGAUCAGUUUAAGGAUCCCAAAAGGAGUAUAUGGGAACAAGCCAUGAUUGCAGGGAAAAAAGGGUAUUAUUAUAGCGAUGUUUUACCCGAGCAUUAUAUAAAAAAGCUACAAAGGGAUGAUGUCACUUUUUGA